AUGGGACCUCUCAAACCGUAUCGACCACCUCCUGCAUGGAAAUCUGCAUCGAUGGGAUUCAUCCCUAAUGCAAAUACAACAAGAGCUUUGUUUAUGAAUUCUUUUCUUCCUGAAUUUUAUAAGGCAAAGUACAAGCACUGUCAAAAUCGUAAAGACUUUGUAAAACAAUUUCAUGGGACAGGACGACAGCUUUACCAAUUGAAGCAACAAAUUGAUGGUAUUGAGAAACAAAUAGACUCUAUGAUGAAUAAAGAAAAUCCUGCCGCAGUAGGAGCUGUUUUUGACGGUGGUUAUAGCUUAGUUCCUAGUGAUAAUAUCAGAAUUACCAACAACAUUGGGAAAGGCACACAAAUAACUUCAAAACUGAGUUCUCUUCUUGAUGAAGUUAAAAUUAUGGACAACAAACUGUUCAGUUCUUCGGGGAAAUUGAAACAUGGAGAGGAAGCUACCCAUAAGUUAUUUGAACAACAGAUUGGCAAAAUCACCAUUCUCCAAACAAGAGUACGUUAUAUUAACAACAGCCUUACAGAAUUGAAAGAAAAAUGUUCCAGGCUCUUUAAGGUGCAGUAUUCCAAGCCAACAAGUAAAAAAAGGAAACAAAAACAAAAUAAAAGGAAAGCAAAGAAAGCUAGGGCAACAAGAAUGGAAGCUAACUGCAAAAGAGUUGUUGAAACUAUUGCACCUCAGCAAGAGUCGCAUGAUGUUACAGAGCCUAUUGGCCCAUUAUCUCUUCAUUAUGAAGGAAUAAGUGGGCUCCUCAAAACACAAAGGCCAUAUAUCCAAUAUGCCUUUGAAAAGGGAUUGUUCACCAAAGAAUCACAGGACAUUAUCAAGCAAUAUAUACGCUUCAACUUAAAUGAAAAUCAUGAUGACGAUGAAAGUGAUUGUAUCAAUGCUGAAGAGAUAAAUGAUGAUGAUCAAGAUUCUCACAGCAGCAUUGAUGGUGAUGCUGAAGACAGUGAUGAAUAG
Porites evermanni is the source of this 969-nucleotide messenger RNA. The record is from the annotation of a GenBank genome assembly. Lineage: Eukaryota; Metazoa; Cnidaria; Anthozoa; Scleractinia; Poritidae.